Molecule: messenger RNA, 1189 nt
Organism: Macaca mulatta (Rhesus monkey)
Lineage: Eukaryota; Metazoa; Chordata; Mammalia; Primates; Cercopithecidae
Gene: OIP5
Product: Opa interacting protein 5
Biological process (GO): chromosome segregation; CENP-A containing chromatin assembly
Cellular component (GO): chromosome, centromeric region; chromatin; nucleus
Source: RefSeq, marked provisional
GGCGGGGCCUGGCGUGUAUUCGAAACGACGGCGCCGGCUGAGAGAAGAUGGCGUUUCAGCCGCGGCGGCAUCGCUCCCCUUGUGCAACGCCGCCCCAGGGUGACUUUUGUGAUGGCACUGAGAGGGCGGUUGACGAAGCAUCUUUUACGACCUCCAUGGAGUGGGAUACACAGGUGGUGAAGGGGUCCUCGCCGCUCGGCCCCGCAGGGCUGGGGGCUGAGGAGCCGGCCGCCGUCUCGCAGCUGCCGUCUUGGCUGCAGCCUGAGAGGUGCGCUGUUUUCCAGUGCGCACAAUGCCACGCCGUGCUCGCCGACUCGGUGCACCUCGCCUGGGACCUGUCGCGGUCCCUUGGGGCCGUGGUCUUCUCCAGAGUUACAAAUAACGUCGUUUUGGAAGCGCCCUUCCUAGUUGGCAUUGAAGGUUCACUCAAAGGCAGUACUUACAACCUUUUAUUCUGUGGUUCCUGUGGGAUUCCCAUUGGUUUCCAUCUGUAUUCUACCCAUGCUGCCCUGGCUGCCUUGAGAGGUCACUUCUGCCUUUCCAGUGACAAAAUGGUGUGCUAUCUCUUAAAAACAAAAGCCAUAGUAAAUGCAUCAGAGAUGGAUAUUCACAAUGUAUCUCUAUCAGAAAAGAUUGCAGAGCUGAAAGAGAAGAUAGUGCUAACGCACACUCGCUUAAAAUCACUAAUGAAGAUUCUGAGUGAAGUGACUCCUGACCAGUCCAAGCCAGAAAACUGAUCUUGUACCAAAGCUUGAGUGUCAGGUUCAGGCUUUAUUGCUGUCUUCAACAACAGGUGCUGUUUAGUCAUUUCUCAGAAAGACUGGCUUUGGGAAAUGCAGUUUCUAUCUACCAUUAGGCUGAUUGUCCAAAUGAUUUGUGAAGCUGUUUUUAGAAGAUGAGAAACUAAGGAUUCUUCUGUUUUAUAGCUAUUUGCCUUAAGAACUUAGAUUCUGAUUGAAUUCAUAAUACUUAUUUCUGAAGAUGUCUUUGACUGUAAAUUUAGGAAUUAAGAUGCAAAGUCCCAUGUGUCCUCUGAUCUAAAGUUGCAUGGUUGGUCUGAAAAUAGAGUUGGGCUUAAUGUUGAGUUCUAGUACUCCUGAAUGGCGCAGUUGUUAUGAAUAUUAAUAAAUCAUUUUUUAACUUAUGUAAAAUACAGAUCAUAAUAUUCUAUAGGUAAUGUUUAAUAAAC